This is a messenger RNA of Cucurbitaria berberidis CBS 394.84, 564 nucleotides long. RefSeq lists its product as uncharacterized. Bases 1 to 564 code for a protein of 187 amino acids. NCBI's taxonomy places the organism in Eukaryota, Fungi, Ascomycota, Dothideomycetes, Pleosporales, Cucurbitariaceae. The transcript has a single exon. The record is from RefSeq and is a predicted model, not a curated record.
AUGUCGACCCCGACUCCCGACUUAGACUCCCUCGCCCUCCGAAUCCACGCGCUCAAGCAGCUAAUUUCCGCACACAAGAAACUCAUCGGGCAUUUCAUCAUACCUUACGUUACGCUUGCGGUCAAGAUAGCAACCGAAGCAGUCAAGACAUUCGACGACGAAUCCAACCCACCCACAAAGCCCGGAUUAGAAGCGAACGCCCGUGUCAUGUCACACCGAGACCCAGGACUACUGCUGCUCGACCGAUUCAACGCGCAGGCCGCCGAGCUCGAUGAAUUCCAGAGCAAUCGACUGGAAAAUACCCCAGCGUUCGAGAACCUUGCUGUUGCGUUACAAUAUGUCGAGAUGCAGGAACAUGAAUUACUACAGAAGUGCCGGGAGUAUGGGGCUGAGAUGCUGCAUUUGUUGGGGGAAGUGGACCAUGUUCAAGCCAAGUCACUGAGUACUAGGAGUCCUUUCCGGUUGUACUCUGAGCCCAAAUUGGACGGAGUCAUGAGAAUCGCGAAUGUGAUUAAUUUGUUUAGCACUAAGGAGGUAGAUGUACUAGGGGGCGAGUCGUUCUGA